Molecule: messenger RNA, 1109 nt
Organism: Propithecus coquereli (Coquerel's sifaka)
Lineage: Eukaryota; Metazoa; Chordata; Mammalia; Primates; Indriidae
Gene: BDH1
Product: 3-hydroxybutyrate dehydrogenase, type 1
Molecular function (GO): oxidoreductase activity
Source: RefSeq, a predicted model, not a curated record
UUAGGAGAGAGCCGUGACUCCUGCGGGGGACAGGGGAGCCAUCGACGUGGAUGUGAUGCAGGAAAACACCUGUCACCCAGGCCAGCAGGAACGUUAUUGAGUUCUCCAGAGAGUGAUGGGGUCCACAAGCUAUUACUACUUGUCAGGUCGGCAAAGCUCUAAUCCAGAAGCAGUGUGUUUUCCUAGGCCACAUUUAAUUUGACUUUUUUGGGGUAGUAGUGUCAGAUGUCAUUGUUUUAUUUUUGGGUGGAAAAAGGACUAUAUGCAUUUUAGGGCAUGAGAUACGGUCCCUUAUGAAUCAAACACAAAACAGCUGGAAAAUUCCAGGAACAUGAAGAAGACGAAGACAUCUAUGGGGGAUGUGGGGCCUGGUGUGGGCAUCUCGACAUUCGGGGAGGUGGAGUUCACCAGCACAGAGACAUACAAGGAGGUGGCAAAAGUGAACCUCUGGGGCACGGUGCGGAUGAUGAAAUCCUUUCUCCCCCUCAUCCGAAGGGCCAAAGGCCGUGUCGUCAACAUCAGCAGCAUGCUGGGCCGCAUGGCCAACCCCGCCCGCUCCCUGUACUGCAUCACCAAAUUUGGGGUAGAGGCUUUCUCUGACUGCCUGCGCUACGAGAUGCACCCGUUGGGUGUGAAGGUCAGUGUGGUGGAGCCCAGCAACUUCAUUGCUGCCACCAGCCUCUACAGCCCUGAGAGCAUCCAGGCCAUUGCCAAGAAGAUGUGGGAUGGGCUGCCUGAAGUCGUGCGCAAGGACUACGGCAAGAAGUACUUUGAUGAGAAGAUUGCCAAGAUGGAGACCUACUGCAACAGUGGCUCCACGGACACGUCCCCCAUCAUUAAUGCCGUCACACAUGCCCUGACCACCGCCUCCCCCUACACCCGCUACCACCCCAGCUACUACUGGUGGCUGCGAAUGCAGAUCAUGACCCACUUGCCUGGAGCAAUCUCCAACAUGAUCUACAUACACUGGCAGUUUCACCGGCCGCUGUGGGAGCCCUGGUGAGAGGGAGGGAGGAAGAGGGAAGAGCUCACCAUAUGAAGUCCACUUGAUUCUUCACUUGUGCGUUAUCGCUGUCCCAAGGGAACCCAUUGCUAGUUUUAGCAUUAAC